Diachasmimorpha longicaudata is the source of this 1442-nucleotide messenger RNA. It is a transcript of the gene Ubc4, whose product is annotated as ubiquitin-conjugating enzyme E2-22 kDa. NCBI's taxonomy places the organism in Eukaryota, Metazoa, Arthropoda, Insecta, Hymenoptera, Braconidae. The record is from RefSeq and is a predicted model, not a curated record. Bases 357 to 956 code for a protein of 199 amino acids. The transcript has 5 exons. Gene Ontology annotation, molecular function: protein binding.
GCGCGGUUUUUUCCACAGCCGACGACGCGAGUAAACGGGGUGGUUAACGUACUCGGAUGGUGAAUUUUCGUACAAAAUUACAUUAAUAUAGUAAUACAGAAAGAGGGGGAACCCUCGAAAUUUUGUCCACAAAAAAUUGGAAAAUUCAUAACAUUAAUUAUCACCGUAAAAAUAAAUCAGUGAAAUUUCAACAGGACAGACUGUUAAAUCAGUUGAGUGAAGGCGAACGGUUGAUCGUUUAUAUUAUAACAUUAACGUUGCUCCGAGGGUUUGAGUUAGGAUAAUGGCAGUCUGUUGACAUUAAAUUAACCAAAAAGAUUGUAUUUAAUUAAUGAUAAAGGCGUUUGUGGUAAAAAAUGGCCAAUAUUGCUGCACAGAGAAUAAAAAGGGAGUUCAAAGAGGUUAUAAAGAGCGAAGAGGUAGCCAAAUGUGCGAUAAGAGUCGAACUUGUUAAUGACAGUUUUACGGAGCUCAAGGGAGAAAUUGCUGGACCACCUGAUACACCUUAUGAGGGGGGAAAUUUCGUGUUAGAGAUCAAAGUGCCAGAAACUUAUCCAUUCAAUCCUCCCAAGGUACGUUUUAUCACGAAGAUAUGGCACCCCAAUAUAUCCUCGGUGACAGGAGCCAUUUGCCUAGAUAUCCUGAAAGAUCAAUGGGCAGCCGCCAUGACCCUACGUACAGUCCUGCUGUCACUGCAAGCCUUAUUGUCAGCGGCAGAGCCAGAUGAUCCCCAAGAUGCUGUGGUAGCUAGGCAAUUCAAGGAAAAUCCAGAUAUGUUUCGCCAAACAGCUAGACAUUGGACGUCUGUUUAUGCAGGAGGACCAGCAAAGAUGCCAGAGCUGACCGAUAAGAUAAGACGACUAACAGACAUGGGAGUGGAAGAACACAAUGCACGAGUAGCUCUAUCCUCAUUCAACUGGGAUUUGGAACGUGCUACCGAACAACUCUUCAGUUAGUGAUAGUCAAAAGAAAAAAAUCCUAAAGCCACCCUUAUCAUCUCCACUUCCCCAUUAUUCAAAGUUAAAAAUCAUCAGUAAUUAAUAACUGACGCAGAUGCGUCCCUCGUCCAUCGAAAGAAAUUCAAGCUUAAAGACAAUAUUAUCGAUUAAUUGAACCAACUAUUCAAGUCACUGGAUAAAUGUUUUUUUUUGACUUAUUAAUUACAACCGGAGUCAAGAGUAAAUCAUUUUUUCUUGUAAAAUAGGCAUGAAUCCUGGUUAAAUCACUUAUGUACGAUAAUUGAACAAAAAACGAAAAGCCAAUCGCUGAUAUUAUUCUUUGGUUUCAAAAUUACUUCAUUACUUCCUCUACUUUGCUGAAGAAAUUGUGUAUAUUUGAUGGAAAAACAAUAAUCGUGAUUCAUUUAGUGCUAGAUAUGAACAUGUAAAAACUAUUAUCGCAGUUUAUGAACUUUUAAAUAUAAAAAGAAGAAAUGAUUUGUA